Pyrus x bretschneideri (Chinese white pear) is the source of this 1853-nucleotide messenger RNA. Its product is annotated as putative pentatricopeptide repeat-containing protein At1g03510. The record is from RefSeq and is a predicted model, not a curated record. Gene Ontology annotation, biological process: RNA modification. The transcript has a single exon. Gene Ontology annotation, molecular function: RNA binding; protein binding. The coding region runs from base 1 to 1293 and encodes 430 amino acids. NCBI's taxonomy places the organism in Eukaryota, Viridiplantae, Streptophyta, Magnoliopsida, Rosales, Rosaceae.
AUGGGGUCCUACAACCGUUCAAACUUCCAACGGUUGCUUUCUUUCACCAAGCUCUUAACCUCCCACGUCAGCCAAGGCCGUCAUGACAAAGCCCUUUCCCUCUUCCACCACAUGCAGACCUCGCUGGCUCUAUCUCUCGACCCCCAUGUUUUCUCUCUUGUUCUCAAGUCCUGCUCCGCCGUCCAUUGCCCGCAACUCGGCGUCUCCGUCCAUGCCCAUGUCACCAAAUCUUCCAUCCUAUCAAACCCAUUUGUGGCUUCCGCUCUCGUCGACAUGUAUGGCAAGUGCGUGUCAUUGCCGACCGCACGCAACCUGUUUGAUGAAAUUCCUCACAGGAACGUUGUUGUGUGGAAUGCUAUGGUAUCGCUUUAUACGCGUAACGGUAAUGUGUUUGAUGCUUUGAGAUUGUUUGAGGCAAUGGAUGUUGAACCUGAUGUGUCAACUUUUAAUACCAUUAUAUCUGGGAUGUCGGGAUUGGAUGAUGGGUCGUUUAAGGCUGUCGAGUUCUAUAGGAAAAUGACAGCGCGUGGAUGGAAACCAGAUUUAAUAACACUGCUUGCUUUGUUACGUGCUUUUGUUGGUGUAGCGGCUUUAAGGUUUAUUAAGGAAAUUCAUGGCUAUGAUGUGAGAAAUGAGAUUGACUCGCAUUCCCAAUUGAGUAGUGGCCUAGUUGAGGCCUACGGGCGUUGUGGUUGUCUCGCAAAUGCGCGUAAUCUGUUCCGCUAUAUGAAGAAAAAGGAUGUGGUUGCAUGGAGUAGUCUGAUAUCUGCGUAUGCACUUCAUGGGGAGGCAAGAGCUGCGUUGGAAAUUUUCCAAGAGAUGGAAUUGGCGAAAGUAGAGCCUGAUGAGAUUACUUUUCUUGCAGUACUGAAGGCUUGCAGCCAUGCUGAAGGAUUAGCAGAUGAAGCACUGCAUUAUUUUGGUCGGAUGUGUGAGGAUUAUGGUGUGCAAGUAAAUAGUGAUCACUAUUCUUGUUUAGUAGAUGUUCUGAGCAGAGCAGGGAGGUUGCAUGAGGCAUAUGAGGUCAUAAGGAAAAUGCCAGUGAAGGUUACCGUUAAAGCUUGGGGUGCUCUUCUUUCAGCAUGUAGAACUUACGGAGAAUUGGAGCUUGCUGAGAUUGCAGGGAAAGCUCUGUCCGAAAUUGAGCCUGAUAAUCCUGCCAAUUAUUUACUAUUGGCACGAAUAUAUUCUGGCUUAGGAAGGCACGAGGAAGCACAACGAAUGAGAAGGGAAAUGAAAGAGAAGGGAGUGAAGGCAUCAUCUGGAACUAGUUGGGUGGUUUAUCAAGACUAAUAUCGGGUGUUGGAAAGUUAUCAGGUUUUGCCUACAGCGAACAGCUAUCUUUUGGCCUGUUAAAUAUCAGGCCAAAAAAUUUAGUUGAAAGCUAGAAGGGGUUCAGUUCUGAAGGCAUGAUAAUGCAAAACAAUGCAGCAGAUUGUAACGUUGAGCAGUGGAGAAUAAUGCAGUACUUUGUGACUCGAAUCUUCGACAUUGAGAGUGGAGAAGCAGCAUUUUGAGAGAGAUCGGAUGAUGAGGAAGGAAUUUAUUUCGAACCAGUGGCAAGCUUCAAGAUGUCUUCAGAGAUGCCUUGCUUAAAAACAUGCCCAAAAACACAUGUACAAUAUUCUCAUUCCCUCUUAAUUUUCUGUUUUGACUGAAUUUUGAAGACGGUGAAGAGUGAAAUGCAUUGAGUUGCUUUAGGUACCAGGAUGUAUAUGUAAAAAUAUAUUACUGAGUUAUUUUGGACUCCAUGGAUGAAGCACGCAUGCAGUUACAACGAUCUGGAGGAAGUGCUUUUGUCAAGAAUUGUUCAUCAUUUUUUCACUACUGAAUUUGUGAAUAACUCAACUCAA